Molecule: messenger RNA, 450 nt
Organism: Naegleria gruberi
Lineage: Eukaryota; Heterolobosea; Eutetramitea; Acrasida; Naegleriidae
Exons: 1
Coding region: 1-450 (149 amino acids)
Source: RefSeq, a predicted model, not a curated record
AUGAAAACAACAACUCGUGCCAUCAAGUAUUUUCUCAUCGUUGCUAGUAAAGAUCAUGUUCGGAAAGGGAUUGAGCUCUCUAUUGCUCAAGCUUGUCACGGAAAGGUUGCUCCCUUGAAGAGGAUGAAGGCAGGCGACCGUGUUGUUUACUAUUCAUCAAAAAUUAAAAUGGAAGAAAGUGGAAAGGCAAAUUCAUGCCAAAUGUUUACAGCAAUUGGAACUGUAAAGAGUGAUGAUAAACCCUAUCAGGUGGUGAUGAGUGAAGAUUUUAAACCGUGGAGAGUGAACGUAGAAUUUGAAAAGAAUGUGAAGGAACUUUCUGUUCAUUCAGUAUUGGAUCAAUUGGAAUUUAUUACAAAUAAGAAGAAUUGGGGCAUGGCUUUUAGAUUUGGAUUUAAGGAAAUAUCAGAAUCUGAUUUUCUAGUUAUUGAAAAUGGAAUGUUGAAUUAA